Molecule: messenger RNA, 1112 nt
Organism: Gasterosteus aculeatus aculeatus (three-spined stickleback)
Lineage: Eukaryota; Metazoa; Chordata; Actinopteri; Perciformes; Gasterosteidae
Gene: gpr65
Product: G protein-coupled receptor 65
Biological process (GO): G protein-coupled receptor signaling pathway
Cellular component (GO): membrane
Molecular function (GO): G protein-coupled receptor activity
Source: RefSeq, a predicted model, not a curated record
AUGUAUUGUGUGUCACCAUAUAGGAACGCCACAUCUGCGAUGGAAAACGUGACACUGGCCACAAACAAUUCAGAAUGUUCCUUCCCUGAAAGUUUAUCCAGGAGGAGGUCGUUUCUGUUUUUCUACCUGGCCGUCAUCAUCACUGCCAUCCCUUCCAACGCUUUCUUCCUGUACGUGUCCUGGCAGCACAUCAGACAGAAGAACGGCCUCGGUGUGUAUCUAUUCAAUCUGGCCCUGAGCGACCUGACAUUCACUAUCGGCCUUUCCCUGUGGCUGGACUUCCUGUGGAAAGGAGUCUGGGUGCACGGGGGCUACGUUUGUGUGCUAUCCGUCUAUUCCCUCUUCACUAACUUCUACACCAGCGACGUGCUCCUCUGCUGCAUCGCUGUUGACCGCUACCUGGCAGUUGUUCACCCACUCAAGUACACUUUCCUGAGGAAAGUCGGCACCGCGGCAGCGGUCAGCGCGGCCAUUUGGGUCUCGGUGCUCUCCUUCAACGCCAGCACCAUCACAUGGGAGGACUCGUACCACGAGGACGACAAGUUGUCAGUGUGCUUUGACGUCUUCCUCCCCAUGUCGGAUAACUUGGCUCGGGCUAAUGUGGCACGCUUCGUCCUGGGCUUCAUGGUUCCCUUUGUCGUUGGGGUAUUUUCCACCUGGGGGAUCAGCGAGGCGGUGAAAUCCAACCAGGCCACAGAGGAACAGGAACGUAAACGGAUUUCGAAGGUGCUGACAGUAGUUCUGCUCUGCCUUUUGUUCUUCUUCGGACCCAUCCACGUCAUGAUGCUCCUUCUCACGGCAGUGGAUGACUGCAGGUCUCUCGCAUGGCUCUUUUAUCCAUACAAAAUCAGCACUGCUAUCUCGAGCCUCAACUGCCUUGCAGACCCGCUCGUCUACUGCUUCAUUACCAGAACGGGGAGGGAGAAUGUCAACCAAGUUGUUCUCUUCUUUCAGAUAAAGAUGAAGCGCAGAGAUGAAAAUGCAGUGUAGAUUCACAUAAAGAACACAUAAAGAGAGAGGGUGCGCUGGGUACUACAAGGUUGGUGAUUCAAGUCCCGGCUGCCCCAUGUCCUUGAGCAAGACACCUAACCCCUAAUUGCUCCCUGGGCAAA